AUGGGUGAGGGCAAUGGUUUUGUCUUUGGCGUUUGGAUAUUUGGUGUGCUCUCGAUGACCUCCAUCACUAACCAACUUUGGAGACCAAGUCUUCUGAGGAUUACGAAGGAAAAAGUUGCAGAGUUCGUGAAGCAAAAUGAAAGUGUGAAGAAUAGUAACUCUCCUGGGACACUCAAAAGCAUUCAUGCUGCCAAAAAUGGGACACAAGUAGAUGCUACACAUUAUGGGGCUCCAAGAGAAGAGAGAAAGCAUGUGUUGGAUAUGGAUAUAUAUAAGGUCCACGAAGACUUCAAUGGAGAUUCUUAUUCUUUACAACCUUUUCUCUGUUGUGUUGACGUUGAUUGCAUGAAAUUGAAACCAAAGAUAAAUAAUAAAGUUCGUAAGGAGUAA
This is a messenger RNA of Sphenostylis stenocarpa, 390 nucleotides long. The record is from the annotation of a GenBank genome assembly. NCBI's taxonomy places the organism in Eukaryota, Viridiplantae, Streptophyta, Magnoliopsida, Fabales, Fabaceae.